AACGCCGAGGAAUUCCCCAAUUAAUCUCCACCCAACCAUCGAACCCUAGCUCCUCCUCCUCCUCGUCCUCUUCGCCACCGUCCAUGGCCUCCCUGACCCUCUCACCGGCAUCGUCGUCCUCACUCCUCUCCCGCCCCCACACUCUCCUCUCUCGCUCUUGCUUUCCCUCCUCCGCUUCCUUCUCUCUGUUCACAACGAGAUGCCAAUUUUUUGGGCCACUGAGGUUCAACAAUGGCGCGCCACCGUGCAUCCCCGUGAUCAACGAAUCCUCGCUGCCGGGCUUAUUGUCAACACCACGGCUUCAAGAGAUAGGCGGCAAGAAUGAUACCCGCCUUCGCAUCUUUUCCGGCACUGCCAACCCCGCUCUUGCCCAGGAAAUCGCUAGUUACUUGGGCCUGGAGCUUGGGAAGAUCAAAAUCAAGCGCUUUGCGGAUGGAGAAAUCUAUGUUCAGUUGCAAGAGAGUGUCAGAGGAUGUGAUGUCUUUCUAGUGCAACCAACUUGCCCUCCUGCUAAUGAGAACCUCAUGGAGCUUCUGAUAAUGAUCGAUGCUUGCCGCAGAGCAUCGGCGAAGAAUAUCACAGCUGUGAUUCCUUACUUUGGUUAUGCUAGAGCUGAUAGAAAGACUCAAGGGCGUGAGUCCAUAGCUGCCAAACUUGUUGCAAAUCUGAUUACAGAAGCAGGGGCUAACCGUGUGCUUGCUUGUGAUCUUCACUCUGGACAGUCCAUGGGAUACUUUGAUAUUCCAGUGGAUCACGUAUAUGGUCAGCCUGUGAUCCUUGAUUAUCUGGCUAGCAAGACCAUAUGUUCAAAUGAUUUGGUAGUUGUCUCUCCAGAUGUUGGUGGUGUUGCAAGGGCACGUGCUUUUGCAAAGAAGUUGUCAGAUGCUCCUCUAGCCAUUGUGGAUAAAAGGCGUCAUGGACAUAAUGUUGCUGAGGUAAUGAAUCUUAUUGGGGAUGUUCGUGGAAAGGUGGCUGUUAUGGUGGAUGACAUGAUUGAUACUGCCGGGACAAUUGCAAAAGGUGCAUCUCUAUUACAUCAAGAAGGGGCAAGAGAAGUCUAUGCUUGCAGUACCCACGCUGUUUUCAGCCCUCCAGCAAUUGAAAGGCUUUCUAGUGGCCUGUUUCAAGAAGUUAUCAUAACAAAUACGAUCCCAGUGUUGGAGCAGAAGAGUUUCCCUCAGUUGACAGUUCUAUCAGUGGCAAAUCUGUUAGGCGAGACUAUUUGGCGAGUUUAUGAUGAUUGCUCUGUUGGCUAUGAACCAUACUCCAGCCUGGACAUUGAUUGAUCAUCUUUGGUGGUGGAGUUAACAUGUCUGUUCGCCAUUCUCGCUUUCUCCUUAGAUAUGGACCCUUGAGCGUUCUUUCGAGCUGUUCACUCUAGUUGUCAUAUACAUAGUUGUCUUAAUACAGGUUCCUAGUAAUGUUUGUACUGCUCUAAGAGUAUAGAAUGAGUACAUUAAAAUGCUUGUUUUUUGAGCUCUUGUUAGUAGUCGAUGUAAAAACCCAGGUGAUUUGAUGCUUUUGUGCACAAUAUUUUGCAUGAAGUGCUGGUUUUAGGGUUUGUAAUAUCUUGACGAUGGAUUAAUUUGUUUGUUCCUGAGCUCCGAAAGAACGUCUAGUUGAGCUCAGUCUCCAACCAUGUCUAUCCAGGGAUGUAUGCCUCUGUUUGUUGUAAUUAAUCUCAUUAUAAACUAACAGUGUUGUAUCUGCCAA
Molecule: messenger RNA, 1713 nt
Organism: Dioscorea cayenensis subsp. rotundata (Guinea yam)
Lineage: Eukaryota; Viridiplantae; Streptophyta; Magnoliopsida; Dioscoreales; Dioscoreaceae
Product: ribose-phosphate pyrophosphokinase 1
Exons: 9
Coding region: 84-1286 (400 amino acids)
Biological process (GO): purine nucleotide biosynthetic process; ribonucleoside monophosphate biosynthetic process; 5-phosphoribose 1-diphosphate biosynthetic process
Cellular component (GO): cytoplasm; ribose phosphate diphosphokinase complex
Molecular function (GO): ribose phosphate diphosphokinase activity; magnesium ion binding
Source: RefSeq, a predicted model, not a curated record